This is a messenger RNA of Neoarius graeffei (lesser salmon catfish), 1196 nucleotides long. RefSeq names its product tRNA phosphotransferase 1 (gene trpt1). Gene Ontology annotation, biological process: tRNA splicing, via endonucleolytic cleavage and ligation. Bases 128 to 811 code for a protein of 227 amino acids. Gene Ontology annotation, molecular function: tRNA 2'-phosphotransferase activity. The record is from RefSeq and is a predicted model, not a curated record. NCBI's taxonomy places the organism in Eukaryota, Metazoa, Chordata, Actinopteri, Siluriformes, Ariidae. The transcript is spliced from 7 exons.
ACGGCGUACGUCACUAUUUAGGUUCCGUGUAGAAACAAAUCCAUGUCGGCUCACUUGGUUGUUUAUAUAUAUGGUUUAGAGACUAAUUUCAGUUAUGUGCGUUUUUCCCGUAAUAACUGACAUUUAAAUGGAUGGGCAGCAUCGUGGUAAAGGAAAAAGAGGAAGCGGAGGGAGAGGAAACCGGAACGAGAGCAGAGAUGUGCGUCUGUCCAAAUCCCUGUCUUAUUCCCUGAGACAUGGUGCUGAUAAAAUGGGACUUAACAUGAGCUCAGAUGGCUUUAUAUUUGUGGAUGAACUUCUCACUCAUGGACAGUUCAGCUCAUUUUCAUUGGAGGACAUAGAGAGAGUGGUGGCCACAAAUGACAAACAGCGCUUCAAACUGCAAAACCAUCCUGAGAACGGCCGCCUACAGAUCCGGGCCAAUCAAGGACAUACUGUACAGGUUGAAGACUUAGAAUUGACAGCAGUGGUUCUGGAUGCUCCAGACUGUCCACGGGAGGCCGUUCAUGGGUCCUACAUGAGGCACUGGCCGUCAAUCCGUAGCAAAGGACUGUGCAGGAUGAACAGAACACACAUCCAUCUGGCACCUGGACUGCCUGGAGAGGACCAAGUUAUCAGUGGGAUGAGACAUAAUUGUGAUCUUGCUGUGUACAUCAAUGUCCCCAAAGCUCUAACAGACGGAAUUAAAUUUUACUGGUCAGAAAACAGAGUGCUGUUGACGCCCGGUGACAGUGAUGGAGUGUUGGGGCCUCAAUAUUUCUUGCGUGCACAAAGAUUGAAACCUUCACCAUGUGACCUUGAUCUGGAAUAGACAAUGGAAAAAGAUGCCCCAAUGGAUUUUUCACUAUGAGCAUAAAACAUACUGAUCUUCAGCAAAACCAUGAACAUCUGUAAAUGGUAACUGGAAGUAUUGCAACUUAAUGGUAACUUGAGUAUUGAGAGAUCGUGUAUGAAGUAAACAUGACGGAAGAUUGGUCCCACUGAGCUGCAUGUCACAGAGACUAUCUGAGAAGAGACAGGCACUGGUGGUGGUGGUUUGGUCAACCGAAGCCUGCAUGAUGUUCGACAAGGAUACGGAAGUUCUUUUGUGAUAACGUUGAGCAGCAGUUUUUCACAUUAACACUUCUUGUUCUGGGUAUGAUAGCCUGUGGUUUUCCCAACUGUCACUUGAAUAAAAUAUAAUGACUUUCAGGGGC